Messenger RNA from Carlito syrichta (Philippine tarsier), 1143 nucleotides. It is a transcript of the gene SOHLH1, whose product is annotated as spermatogenesis and oogenesis specific basic helix-loop-helix 1. Gene Ontology annotation, molecular function: RNA polymerase II cis-regulatory region sequence-specific DNA binding; DNA-binding transcription factor activity, RNA polymerase II-specific; protein dimerization activity. NCBI's taxonomy places the organism in Eukaryota, Metazoa, Chordata, Mammalia, Primates, Tarsiidae. Gene Ontology annotation, biological process: spermatogenesis; regulation of DNA-templated transcription. The record is from RefSeq and is a predicted model, not a curated record. Bases 1 to 1143 code for a protein of 380 amino acids. Gene Ontology annotation, cellular component: nucleus. The transcript is spliced from 10 exons.
AUGGCGUCCCUGGGGCCUGAGCCCGACGCCGAGGCCCCUCGCGUCUCCACCUCGGAGACAUGCGGUGCCUCUUCUCUGUCCGGUGCCCUGUUCUGUUGCGAGGACCCCUCCCGGGACCCGGCCAAGACCCCUCCGCUGGCCGCGGGUCCCAGCUCUUUCCUCCCGCGGAACGUGCUCAGUGAGAGGGAGCGCAGGAAGCGGAUCUCAGCAAGCUGUGAGCACCUACGGGCCCUGCUGCCCCGCUUUGCUGGCCGGCGGGAGGACAUGGCUUCGGUGCUGGAGAUGGCUGUGCAGUUCCUGCAGCUGGCUCACGCCCUGCUGCCAGACCACGUGCCCCAUGCUGUCCUCCUGCCCUCUGAGGACAUGUGGCAUUCGCUGCAGAACAUCUUGCAAUGGACCCUGGCGAAUCAGAGCCCAGCUAGUGUGCAGUGGGACAGUCCGAGCUGUGAGACCCGGAGUGUGGUGGAGAGCAAAGCCCCAUCAGGGUUGUCUGAGGUGCUGGGCGAGCUGCCCCCACUUCCUGCCCUGCAGGGUGCCCCCAAUGGCUGCAUUGCCCCCGCCCGCUUGCCAUCUGGAAGUGGCUCAGGGCCUUCCAACUCUGCUGUGCCUGCUGUGGUAUUGAGCGCCUUGCUUCUGGAUGAGACCAUCACCUUCUCCCUGCAAUGUGUCUGCCACCUGCUUCUGAGCAUUCUUCUGCAUGUCCCCGCUGAUAGCACGGGUGGCAGGGCAGGCCUCGGGCGGCCUUCCUCCCCUGUGACAAGUAAAGAGGCUCCCAGCUGCCUGGGCCAAGCUGGAUCCCCAGCCAAGGGUGCCAUGGCCCUUCGAGGGCCGGCCCAGGAGGCUCUGAUGUCUGCUCCAGAGGCCAGGCUCCUGUCAGAAUCCCAUGGGGAGGAGGGGACACCCAUCCUGCUGACUGCCAGUGCUGACUGGUUGCCGGGGUCUCUGGAGGGCAGAGGAGGCAGGGGCCUGGCCAAGAACAGCUCCCUGGAUAGGGCAGAACCAGAUGUCCCCGGGGAUCCUGAGCCUGACUCCCAGGAGCUCCAGGAUGGAUCCCCGGAGCUGUGGGGCGCGGACAUGGGCUGGCUGGGCCUGGCUGUGCGAGAUGAGCUGGACAGCAUCUUUCCUGACUUCCUUGCCUGCUAG